CCGUUCAACUAACUUCAGCCAAUGCUAUACGACACGAAGCGGAGCGAAGGAAAGGGAAAAUCCACGUUCAAAAUGUCUAAACAAAAGGCUCCCGAAGUGAAUUUAGCAAACCUUUACCACGAAUUGAACAAGUUUGCUCAAAAUGCUGAUUACACUAACCCCAGGGCACUGAAUGUAGCCAACAAGAUUUUGAAAGCUAACCGAGGAGAUGAGACUGCUUUCAAGUGCAAGAUCGUUUGUCUGAUUCAUCAGUCUCAGUUCCAGAUUGCUGUCAAAGAGAUUGUCAACAAUCCCAAUUUAGCCAGCGGGUUGUCAUUUGAGAAGGCAUACUGUCAGUAUCGACUUAACAAGAUUUCAGAAGCACUGUCGACAAUCAGGAAUGUCUCAGACCCAAGCCCAAAGCUACAAGAGCUGCUUGGCCAAGUGCUGUACCGGCUUGAACAAUACAGUGAAUGUGUUGGUGUGUACAAGAACUUGAUCAAAAAUACAUCGGAUGAUUAUGAAGAAGAGAGACAGACCAAUCUAUCUGCAGUCAUUGCUGGCCUCAAACUCUGGGAGAAUAAGGAUGUGGAGGAUCCAGGGUUGGCAGAUGACACCUGGGAGCUGAAUUUUAAUCGAGCUUGUUUGCUGAUUGGUCAAGCAAACUACCCAGAAGCCCUUCAACGGUUAGUCCAGGCUGAGCAACUCUGCCGUGAGAUGAUGGAAGAGGAUGAUGAUGUUGAAGCCGAACUGGGUGUGAUCCAUGUCCAGAGAGCCUAUGUUCUACAGCUACAAGGCAAGAAUGAUGAAGCUCUCAAGCUCUAUAACCAGGUGGUGAAAGCAAGGCCUUCGGACAUUGGACUAAUGGCAGUCGCUUCUGCAAAUAUCAUCUCGCUGAACAAGGAACAAAAUGUGUUUGAUUCUAAGAAGAAGGUCAAGGCUACCACUGUUCCUGGUCUGGAAAACAAGCUGACCAAGGGUCAGAAGUCACUCAUGGUCUACAAUAGAUUCCUGCUUCUGCUCUACACCAACCAGUUCGCGCAGUGCAGCAAGCUCCUGGCCACUCUGAAGCCACAGGACUAUGGAGAAGAGAUGCUGUGUCUGCUUCAGGCUAGCCUCCUGUGUCGACAGAAACAGAUUCCCAAAGCUGUCCAGGCCAUUCAGGAAUAUGUCAAUUCUCACGAUGGUGUUGGCUUGCCCACUCAACUGACUGUGGCCCAGCUGCUUUUGCUCCAAGGAAACAUCGGCAAGGCCUGUGACGUGCUUCAGUCUCUGAACCUCAGCAGUUACAAACCUGCCAUUGUCUCGACAUUGGUGGCGCUCUACAUGGGUAUGGAGGAUGGGGAGUCUGCCAUUCGUGUACUGGAUGAAGCCGUCAACUGGUACAAGGAACAUGGGGGCUCUCAGAGCGAGUUGAACAUUCUACUACGUGAGAACACUGCAUUCAAGCUGAAGACUGGUCAGUCCGAGGCAGCCACUUCCAUGCUGGAAGAUCUAAGAAGGUCCAACCCAGGUGACAUCAAGACCCUUGCUCAACUCAUAUCAGCCUACUCCAAGUUUGACCCCAAGAGGGCGCAAGAACUGAGUAAAGAGUUGCCUUCGGUGGCCCAGCUCUCGGCUGAUGUUGACGUUGAUGUGUUGGAGAACACUCCCCUCACCCUCAGCACCAGGCAGCUCAGGAGAGGAGGCAAGGCCGAUGCAGAGAAGACUGGUGCGGUAGCUUCGGUGGAAGAGAUGAAGAAGAAGAGGAAACGAAAGAGAAAACCUCUUCUGCCUAAGAACUUUGACUCCUCCGUGGCCCCUGACCCAGAGCGAUGGUUGCCGAUGAGGGAGAGGUCCCACUUCAAGGGAAAGAGACGACGAGACAAGAAGGGAGGCGGCGUAGGAAAGGGCACUCAAGGAGCUACGGCAGGCACCGGAGAAAUGGAUGCCAGCAAGCCCAGCAGUGUACCUAACUCACCCCGCCCUGGAUCCCAGACCAGUAGCAACACCGGCUCCCCCUCGCCAGGCAACCCCGCCCCCAGACAGCAGAAACCUGCCUCAGCAGCCUCCAAGAAGGGCAAACCAAAGAAGAAGCGAGGAGGGAAAUGGUAGACUCUCUAGGGGGGUGUUUCACAAAGCCUUUUGUCAAUUACAAAUGACAAAUAUCAGUGACAAAUCUGCUGAUAACCAAUCAGAAGCAAGGAUUUCAGUAGCUUAUAAUAAAAACUGUCAUUUGUCACUGAUGACAAGUUUUGUGAAACGGGUCCCAGAUUGGAUGUGGAGAGGUGCUGGACAUGAAAGAAUACGAGAUGGGUUAAUAGAGGGAAAGGAUUAUGAAGGAGGGAGGGUUAUGUUCCCAGGGGAAAGGGGUAAAGACAAAUUUGAUUAAGUUUGUUUAAAAGUGCAGCAAUGAAGAUGAAUAGGUAGAUACUAUUAUUAAUUGUCGAUUUUUAUUUUUAAAAUCUGUUCAUGAUCAUGCUAUGGAAGAAGAACUUGUUGGGCCUUUCAAACCCCUUAACUAUUUUACAUUAUGACAUUUUUGCUGUUUCAAUGCUAUUGGUAGCAAACCUUGCCUCAUUUGAUUUUUAAAAGUUUUAAUUUAUAUUAGAUUUUUAACAAAUUUUAGUCCUAUAUGAUCAAAUAACGGAUUCACUGAAACCUUUUGUCAAUCUGUGCAGGAUAUAAACCAACUUACCAAGCAACCGUCAAAUUUAAAAAAAAUAUGCUAAAGAGCAGUUUCUAAUUUAGUUCUACCAGAGAUUAAAAUGUAUAUGUAAGAAAAAUUACUGCUAGCAAUUCCUCUAAAACUUUAUUAUAUAAUUAGGAUACAUUGUACCUAUCUUGAUACAUUACAUGACUAAACUCAGUAGACAAUAUUCUUCUUUUACGAAAAACUGCUGCUGUUAUUAUUUUUCUUUCUCUCUCUCUCUCUCUCUCUCUCUCUCUCUCUCUCUCUCUCUCUCUCUCCCUCUCUCUCUCAGCUACUUUAACUAAUAAUUAAUUGUGAUAUCUCAACAACACUAUAAACUCAUGAUACAUGUAUAGUAUCAACAUUUAGUUGUUAAGAUUCACAUCUCAAAUAAAAGCGUUGUUAACGGUUUGAAUUGUGUCGAACAUAAAUCAUGAAAGUUUUUCAUUAAACGCAAUAUUCACUGUGUAGUUCAAUGUGGACAUUGAUAUUAGAUGGAAAAAUAGCUGGGGAUGAUGAAGUACUUUUUUGAUUGAUUCAUGAAUAGAGUCAUGACUGCUGUAGUGUGGAGCGCCAGGAGUGUCAAAUCUGACAGACAUUUGUGCUAUACAAGAACCCACAAUUAUGAUCAUUAUUAUUGAAUAUUAUAUGUCUUGUAUGUAACCUACUCGAGUUCUCUUUCUCUCUCUCUCUCUCUCUCUUUCUCUCACUUUUUACUUUUAUGUAAAGACUUUUAUUACAAUUCUUAUUUUACGAGUCUAGCCAUGUGAUAUCCAUUAAGUUUUAUCAAACAUACAGCUCAAUAAAACGUACCCACUUAACAUCGAUCUCCAUCCCUAUCUUGAGUUAGGCUGUGAUGGCUGUAAGACAUUGAAAAAGAUAGAGUAUGUGCCAUUAUCAGAUAUAAUUGGAAGUAUAUCACACCUACUUUAGCAUUUAACAUCUGACAAGCUCCGUGACAAACUUUAUGAUAUUUGCCAGCGCAAGGAUCAAUGUUGACAGUAUUUCAAUAAAAUAUUGUCAAUACAGUAAA
This is a messenger RNA of Strongylocentrotus purpuratus (purple sea urchin), 3683 nucleotides long. RefSeq names its product signal recognition particle subunit SRP72 (gene srp72). The coding region runs from base 22 to 2073 and encodes 683 amino acids. The transcript has 17 exons. Gene Ontology annotation, molecular function: 7S RNA binding; protein binding; ribosome binding. Gene Ontology annotation, cellular component: signal recognition particle, endoplasmic reticulum targeting. The record is from RefSeq and is a predicted model, not a curated record. NCBI's taxonomy places the organism in Eukaryota, Metazoa, Echinodermata, Echinoidea, Camarodonta, Strongylocentrotidae. Gene Ontology annotation, biological process: SRP-dependent cotranslational protein targeting to membrane.